CUAUUUCAUACAAGUUGGGUGUGGAGAACCCGCGAGUCGGCGACAGCAUUAAGAAAGCGGUGACUGAAAGCCUGAAACUUCAACGGGAGGGAACAGCCGGAAUGCAUGAAGAGAUGAGUGAGAUUUCACCUAUUAGAUGGCGCUUCUCCAGUUUCCAGAAUUGGUACCCAUGGAGCAGAGUAAACCAUAUAUGGGAAAAGAAAGGAGGCCGAGCCUGAAGGCAACGAGGUGCCAGAGGGCGAGGGCAGGGCGACGCCCGGCCAUGAUCGGCACAUGCAAUGCUUCCCCUUCUCUGUGCUGUUGUAGACGGAGACGGCAUGCUUGCCACAGCCUCCCCAUACGACGCACGGCAGGAGAUCGCGCGCACGAAUACGGCGAAGGAUCGAGUGGCUUCGGGUUGUUAUCGUCGAGGAUCUUCUCCUUCCUCCGUGCAAGCGAGACCCAUGGCGCGCGUGGCUUCGGGCCCUCUCGGCCUUCUCCCGGGCCUCCGCCCUCGAUCCACACCCCGCCUCCCAACUCUCCGCCACGGGGCCAAAUCCGAACCCGCCGAUCCCCAAAUCGAACCCUCUCCUCCUCCUCCCACGUUUCGUUUUGUCAGGACGAACAAAUUGUCGAGAGUAAAUCGGUCGAUGACAGUAGUCAGCCAGCUAGUAGUGUUUCCCAGAAUGCCGGAUUCGUAGAAUUCCCGAAUAAAGAUGUUAACAGAAGGAUUGCGCUGGCUUCGACUACUGCCGCAGUUGGGCUCUUCUUGUCCACAAGACUUGAAUUCGGUGUUUCGUUGAAAGAUCUAGCUGCUAGUGCUGUACCGUACGAAGAGGCUCUAUCAAAUGGAAUGCCUACUGUUGUCGAGUUUUAUGCUGAUUGGUGUGAAGUCUGUCGAGAAUUGGCUCCGGACAUCUAUAAAAUCAAGCAGCAGUACAAGGAUCGUGUCAAUUUUGUUAUGCUGAACGUCGAUAACACAAAGUGGGAACAAGAGCUCGACGAGUUUGGAGUGGAAGGGAUUCCCCAUUUUGCCUUCUUGGACAAGGAUGGAAACGAAGAGGGAAAUGUUGUUGGCAGGCUCCCUAAGCAAUAUUUUCUUGAGAAUGUUGCUGCCCUCGCUAAUGGGGAGCCUACAAUUCCCCACUCCCGUGUCGUGGGUCAGUACUCCAGUGCUGAGGCCCGAAAGGUCCAUCAAGUUGUUGAUCCUCGAAGCCAUGGUUGAAGUUGCUCCAUAUAAGCAUUGGCGACAACCGGUCGCUGUCAUAUUACACAAAUCCUGUUUGGCAUGGCUGGGACAUCAACAAAAGGCUCGCUCCGGGCUCCUCCUGAUUUGCUGUUCGUUCUACGUGAAGAAAAAAAAAAAUCUCAUUGUGGAUUAGAUCGAUUGAUUUUGUAGAAAUCCACCUAGAGAUAUUCUUUAGAACCCGGAAUGUUUGUAUAUUUGUAAGUUUUAUGUUAGCUUGUUAAACUCUCUCUCUCUCUCUCUCUCUCUCUCUCUCUCUCUAACUGAUAUUCAAGUAAAAAUUCAAUGACUUAUUCCAAAAGAUUAGAAGGACAAUAAAUAAAGCUGGAAAGCUUAAUAUACUUCA
This is a messenger RNA of Ananas comosus (pineapple), 1571 nucleotides long. RefSeq names its product thioredoxin-like protein HCF164, chloroplastic. The transcript has 9 exons. Bases 137 to 1204 code for a protein of 355 amino acids. Lineage: Eukaryota; Viridiplantae; Streptophyta; Magnoliopsida; Poales; Bromeliaceae. Gene Ontology annotation, cellular component: chloroplast thylakoid membrane. Gene Ontology annotation, biological process: cytochrome b6f complex assembly. The record is from RefSeq and is a predicted model, not a curated record.